GUGUAUUAAGCACUUAUAAAACUUUAUAAGAAUUUCAUUCAUUGGUUCCUUUUCACGUCUCCAGCCAAUAGAAAUAUACGAGAGGAACUGACAGGAGAUCGCGGCAAUAUUCAAUUUGUUCUGUGAAUUUUUCCCAUCACUAUGACAUCAUACGACGAGAUAACCAGUUUUGCAGGGGAGUUAAUUGUGUACCUGGACAAGGAUAACGAGGAAAAGAAAAUGAUUGACGACAUGAAGGAGAUGUGGACAGAUAUACAACAACAGCGACAGAAACAACACAAGCAUGUACAAACAGCAAUUGAAGAACUGAUAGGACUGAAAGAGGAAGAGCUUGAGAAGAACCCCGGGGCUGGUGCGCAGGACGCUGGGGAACAUGUGGUCCAGGAGAGGAAGUUGAAGCAGCAGAUCCUGGCAACCAAGACAACGAUGGAGGAAACGGAACACGAAUGUGCAGCCAUGAAAUCUAAGCUAGAACAGUCGCAGCUGCAGCAUCAGCAGCUGAAGGCUGAGAGAGACCGCAUCAAGGAUGAAACCAACAUCGCCCUACCUAAAGCAAGAUAUGAUGUGAACCUGUACAGUCAUAUUACAAACAUCCGUUGGCGAUAUGACUGUCAACCCAAUGAAGUCAUUGGAUAUAUGUGUGACAAAAACAGUGUACGACCGUUUUCAUUUGACAGGAACCAGGUGUCCGAUUUCUUCACAGUUAACUAUUUGUGGGACCUCAUGGAAGAAGAAUGGUGAAGAUCUUACACAGACUUAAUCAAUACUGUGCUUUGGACACUCACCUCUAAAGAGCACAUGAACAUUUUAGUUCAUUUAACAUGAAAAUGGACCAAUGUACAUUCACACAAUGUGUCACUGUACAGAAAGGCCUUUUGCUCCUCCUUGUCCACAGCUGAAGGAUGUUGUUUCAUGUUCAGUGACAACUGUAGUUCAUCUUCAGAAUGAAUCAUACAAACAAUUUCAUUGAUUUCAUAUUUAUUUAUUUCCUUAUUUAAUUUGUACAAAUUCAUUUGAGUACUAGUAUAGCAUUACAUUGGAAAGUAGUGCUAACUUAAGCAUACAAAAGUGCACAAAAUGAAAUUAUUUCUACACAAUUAACUGAAUGAAAUGAAAUAUUUACAUUUAGGAAGAACAAUGCAUACACAACUUGGGUGAAUAAGUCUAAUCCAUAUCCAGUAGCAGAUUGUAUUCCACUUAAGUGAUGAGAAUGUUAUGAAAUGCAAACCUGGCACAAAAUCACAUGGAAUUAUUAGAAGCAAUGUUAACAGCACUUAGUGAAAAUAAAACUUGCCUACAAUUGAUCACAUUUCUACAAAACAAACUGGGACUAGUACAAGUGAUAGAUGACAUUUCUUGAUCAUCAAAGGUGCAUGUAUGUACAAAUAAGACAAACAACUAUACAAUAAGGGACACAAAACCAUCUUCCAAA
Haliotis rufescens (red abalone) is the source of this 1432-nucleotide messenger RNA. Its product is annotated as kinetochore protein Spc24-like. The transcript is spliced from 5 exons. NCBI's taxonomy places the organism in Eukaryota, Metazoa, Mollusca, Gastropoda, Lepetellida, Haliotidae. The record is from RefSeq and is a predicted model, not a curated record. Bases 142 to 741 code for a protein of 199 amino acids.